This is a messenger RNA of Microthlaspi erraticum, 951 nucleotides long. The record is from the annotation of a GenBank genome assembly. Lineage: Eukaryota; Viridiplantae; Streptophyta; Magnoliopsida; Brassicales; Brassicaceae.
AUGAAGAAGCUCAUGAGGGAAGAGUUUGAACGGAGGGAACAAAUUAAGGCAGGAAAGCGCAAAGAGUCUAGAGAUCACAUCCAUAUCUCGGAUGAGGAGGGGAGGAACGACCCUAUGGCCGAUGAUGCAAGCCAAUGCUUACUACAACAGUGGCCAUUCCUCUCAAGGAAGCGGCGCCGCUCUAGAAGGCAUCGCGAUGAUCCAGAAAAUCUUGGAGGAUACAAGAUCCGGAUUCCCCCUUUCCAUGGCAACAACAAUCCUGAUGAGUACAUGGACUGGGAGAAGAAGUGUGAGUUCAACUUCAACUUACACAACAUAUCCAACAUCAACAGAGUCAAACUGGCGGUCUCUGAGUUCAAUGACUAUGCCCUAAGGUGGUGGGAACAAGUCGUGACCGCAAGAGAGAUUGGUGGAGCUCUUGAGGUCUCUACCUGGGAAGAGAUGACAAGGAUCAUGAGGCAGAGGUUCAUACCUAGCUAUUAUCAGAGAGAGCUACAUUCUAAGCUCAGGAGGCUCACUCAAGGGUCCAAAACAGUUGAAGAAUACUUCCAGGAGAUGGAAGUGAUGUUACUAAGGGCUAAUGUGAUUGAGGACAGAGAAGCCACUAUGUCCAGGUUCCUUGGAGGGCUCAACCGCGAGAUCCAAGACAUUGUGGAGAUGCAAAACUGUGUGGGCUUGGAGUCUAUGCUACACAAAGCAGUUCUGGCCGAAACAACUCAAGAGGAGGCGCCAACUCGCAUGGAACUGAUCAGCGCCGGCCUGUCUAUGCCAGAGACUCCAAACCGGCUUUACACCAAAGUCAGAGCCAGAGGAGUCCCUUACAACCAAGACAAGGACAAGAACAAGUCCAGUACAACUCUGCUCCCAGAGCCCGCGAGCUUAAGUGCUUCAGAUGUCAAGGCUUUGGACACUAUGCCAAUGAAUGCCGCAACAAGAAGAUCAUGUUCAUAA